AACCUGAUCCAGCUUCAUCCCUCAGCACCGUCCUCCAGCAGCCAUGGGGAACCACGGGUCCAACCUGGACGACAUCCUGGCCGAGGACAUGCACCACUGGUACAACAAGUUCAUGAGGGAGUCCCCGUCAGGCCUCAUCACGCUGUUCGAGCUCAAGGCCAUCCUGAACCUGAAGGGCAUCACCGAGCACGCCAACAGCUACGUGGAGCAGGUCUUCUUCACCUUCGACAUGGAUGGGGAUGGCUACAUCGACUUCGUGGAGUACAUCGCCGCCGUCAGCCUGCUGCUCAAAGGAGAGAUCAACCAGAAGCUCAAGUGGUACUUCAAGCUGUUCGACCAGGAUGGGAACGGAAAGAUCGACAAGGAGGAGCUGGAGACCAUCUUCACCGCCAUCCAGGACAUCACACGGAACAGAGACAUUGACCCCGAGGAGAUCGUGACACUCAUUUUUGAGAGGAUCGAUGUUAAGGGUGAAGGUGAGAUGACCCUGGAGGAGUUCAUUGAAGGAGCCAGAGAGCACCCAGACAUCAUGGAUAUGUUGAAGAACCUGAUGGACCUGACGCCGGUUCUGGAGAUAAUAGUGAAGGGUCGACAGCCCAUCACCAACGACUGACUGAAACAAAAACAAUAAAAUCUUCUGAACUCUUGAAACAACCA
This is a messenger RNA of Nematolebias whitei (Rio pearlfish), 657 nucleotides long. RefSeq names its product guanylate cyclase activator 1d (gene guca1d). Lineage: Eukaryota; Metazoa; Chordata; Actinopteri; Cyprinodontiformes; Rivulidae. The coding region runs from base 44 to 613 and encodes 189 amino acids. The transcript has 4 exons. Gene Ontology annotation, molecular function: calcium sensitive guanylate cyclase activator activity; calcium ion binding. The record is from RefSeq and is a predicted model, not a curated record.